Drosophila arizonae is the source of this 1735-nucleotide messenger RNA. RefSeq lists its product as uncharacterized. Lineage: Eukaryota; Metazoa; Arthropoda; Insecta; Diptera; Drosophilidae. The record is from RefSeq and is a predicted model, not a curated record.
GUGUGCUUGGUUUUUAUUAUCUUAUCUUGGACUCGUAUUGUGAAAUGACGCGCAGGCCAAAAAUGUUCGUUCAAUGAUUAAUCAAAUCAGUUGUUUGGCUGUGCGAACGCGUUCGUCUCUGAAUCUGCCAGUUUAUCCUUCAGCGCAUAGAUAAAUAUGGUUAUAUGGCUACAUUCGGUAUUUAUCGACAAUUUGCGGUCAAGUUGAAUGCUUUGAAUUGAGUCGAAAUAGCUGACUACUUGGAAUUGCGAGCUUUAGUUUCAAUUUGCCAACGAUAGCGCGCGCACCUCGAUAGCGGAAUACUUAAGAUCGCCACUCGUAGCCGAGCCAUGUACAAAUCUAGCUAUGUCUUGGGUGUUGCGCUGCUGCUGGUGCUUCUAUCCACGUGCUGCAGGGCGUACGAGGAGCGUCCAGAUUUCUGCAUAGAAACGGAGCCGAUGCUCUUGGCGGAUAUCAAACGGCAAAUGGUUGCUCCUCUACAAAAUCAAUCGAAAUGCAAUAUAACCGCAACAUUAUUGACGCCAAAUGAAAAGGAAAGACUGUAUGAUACCAUAUGCGCGGACCACGGCUCCUUGACUAUCAAACGGAGCAAUCAUCACUUCUUCAAGCUGCUCAACGGCGAGCUCUAUGGGCGUGGAGAACAGAACGACAUAUGCAAGGGAGGAGUGGACUCAGUGCUGGCCUGGGUGCCGUACAAGAUCAUGAUGCAAAACUAUGCGACUGAACUUAAUCCCAGCGAGCGACUCAGCUACAUAGCAAAGGCGACCAGUGUGGAGCGCGAGAAGACGGAGCUCUGCCACUUCCGGCACACCGAUCUGGUCAACAACGUGAUGGACAGUCUGUUCACCUGUGUGGUCAUGAUCUUCGAGGAUAACUUUUAUGGCAUAGAUGACAGCAUCAAUGUUUUAGUGGAGCUGCAGCCGGUGAUGUACCAGCUACGCAACAUCACCUACCAGCCGUGGCGCAACAUCACCAAUAGCUACAAAAUGCGCCUCGGCGACGGCGUGCUCAAGAAUCCCAGCGCCCAGCGUAAGCCCAUCUAUGGCAGCCUUAGCUAUGCAUAUGUCGAGAAGAUUCGCUUGAACACGAGCAGCUUCUACAACGACGAUCAGCUGGAGAAAUUGCCGCUGCUGCUCGAGCAUCGCGGCGCUAUGGUGGAGCUAGAUAUAGACGGUGUAGGCGGCAUAGAUGUUCAGGAGCAGGCGUUUUUCGGACGAACCAUGGAUGCCCGCAGCGAGGUGAAGGUUCAAGUGAUUGGCCAGUGGAUGGAUCUGCAUAGAGAGAUUAGUGCCGACCUGUACAAUUAUUAUGGCUUCGGCCUGCAACAUUACAGGCAGCACAUAUCUGGUGUCCAACUGACGUUCGUACGCAUCGACGACACUGAGCCGGCAUUCGAAUCACCGGAAUCCAAUAAUCUGGUCAAAGCGUCGUUGUUCCGGGACAUGGAUUCAGCGCCAGCCAGGAUGAGCGUAAAUGGUUCAGCAGUAUUUACGGAGUGGGAGGCGGAACAUCAGCAGGCUGAUGAUUCCUUCUAUCCCUGGUUUGUGAUCAGCUGCCUGCUCUUUGGCAUAAUUGUGCUUAUCCUGGUUUACGGAAUUGUUCGCGUCUACAAUAAAAAGACUAAGGAGAGGCAAAAGUACGAGCUGGCCAACACCAGUAGCACACAGGCCAAUGCCGCUUAGAAGUUAAGCAACAUUUUUAUACGUUCCAUACAGGAAAUUCUAAAAAUUUUGUU